AUGUGCCCGUGCGAAGCCCCGGAGCCUUUGUCCUACAAGGAGAACAGGCUGUUUUUGAGCGGCCGGAUUCUUGCCCACGCCUCCCACGGAGUGGACCGGCGGCUGACUCUUUGGCAGCUCCUCAGAGGCCCAUGCUGCCUGGUGGGGCCAGGCCGAGGGGCAUCCAAUGGGCCCACGGCAGACACCCUGCCUGGCUGCUCCAUCAGUCAGAGAAGGGAGAGGGUGGCCCCGGGCAGUCUGGUGGACCGCCCUCUGACAGCUAAAGGAGCAGCCAGGGCGGGAGCUUGCUGUGGGCCCCCCAGCUGCCCCUCGGCCCUGCCCCACCAGGCCGCCCGGGACCACCACCGCCCUUCUCUGCCGACUGAGGUAAGUGGGCUGUGGGGGGCGCUUGAGGAGGCGUUGCCGCAGGUGCCAUCGUCUCCCGCUGCCCGUCUUUGGGGACGGAGCUGCUCUGUCUGCCGGGGAUUAGGCGCUGGGCGGGCCGUAGCCCAGGCCUCAAAGAGCCGGGGGACCACAGCGCGGCAUCUGGCCGGUGCCCCAGAGUCCGUGGCCAAGUCAGAGGAGGAGAAACUGGAGUCUGCUGGAACGCACGUGGCACGGGCCCUUUGUGUUCUCGGUUUUGAAUCAGCCUUUUCCCUCCCCACCCCAUUUUCUCGCCACAGAUUCCAAAAACAUGUCCAUACCUAUCGGAUUUUGCCAGACGAAGAGGACUUUCUGGCCGUGCAGACGUCUCAGGGGGUCCAGGUGAGACGGUUCAAGACCCUGAGCGACCUCAUUGCCUUGUACCUGCAGCCAAACCAGGGCCUCAUCUGCACCCUCCUCUUCCCCGUGGAGCGGGAGAAGGAGAAGGAGUAUGUGGAAGACCGAGACUAUUCAGAUGGGGAAGAUGAGAAACCCCCGCUGCCGCCCCGCUGUGGAUCCACCACCAUUCCUUUGGGCAGUGCCACCCUUGGCGUUGCUAGCAACACCCCUGCUGUGCAGGACGGAGUCCUUGAAAGCACGACCAAUGGCCUCAGCACUGUUUCCCACGAGUACUUGAAAGGGAGCUAUUCCCUGGAUCUGGAGGCGGUCAAAGCCGGAGCCAGCAGCCUGCCCCACCUCAACAAAACCCUCGUGGCCUCCUGCAAACGGCUGCACAGCAUAAGUGAGCUUUGUGGGGAGGAUCUAAUGGCUGUUCUCCCCCGCCCCCCCGCCCCAAUCCUUUUUUGCUCUCAGGUAAAGCUGGACUUGACGCUGGGCGACCUCACCAAGAUUGGGAAGUCCCAGAAAUACACCCUGAGCGUGGACGUGGAGGGCGGGAAGUUGGUGGUCCUCAAGAAGCAAAAGGACUCUCAGGAAGACUGGAACACCUUCACCCACGAUAAGAUCCGUCAGCUGAUAAAGUCUCAGCGGGUACAGAAUAAACUGGGCAUCGUCUUCGAGAAGGAGAAGGAUAAGACCCAGCGGAAGGAUUUCAUCUUUGUCAGCGCCAGGAAGCGCGAGGCUUUCUGUCAGCUCCUGCAGCUCAUGAAGAACAGACAUUCCAACCAAGACGAGCCGGACAUGAUUUCAGUCUUCAUCGGUACAUGGAACAUGGGCAGUGUGCCCCCGCCCAAAAACAUCACUUCGUGGUUUGCCUCAAAAGGCCUCGGCAAGACGCUGGACGAGAUGACCGUCAGCAUUCCCCACGACAUCUACGUGUUCGGCUCCCAGGAGAACUCCAUGGGGGACAAAGAGUGGGUGGACUUCUUGCGGGGGAUCCUGAAGGACUUCACGGAGAUUGAGUACCGGCCGAUAGCCAUGCAGUCCCUGUGGAACAUUAAGAUCGCCGUCCUGGUGAAACCGGAGCACGAGAACCGGAUUAGCCACGUCAGCACCUCGUGUGUGAAAACUGGGAUUGCCAACACUUUGGGCAACAAGGGGGCCGUGGGGGUCUCCUUCAUGUUCAACGGCACCUCCUUCGGCUUCGUCAACUGCCACCUCACCUCCGGCAACGAGAAAACUGCCAGGAGAAACCAGAAUUACCUGGAUAUUCUGCGUCUCCUUUCUCUGGGCGACAAGCAGCUGAGCUCCUUCGACAUCUCCCUGCGCUUCACUCACCUCUUCUGGUUUGGGGACCUUAAUUACCGUCUCGACAUGGACAUUCAGGAAAUCCUCAACUACAUCAACCGGAAGGAGUUCGAACCUCUCCUGAAGGUGGACCAGCUCAACUUGGAGAAGGAGAAACACAAGAUCUUCUUGCGAUUCAGUGAGGAGGAGAUCACUUUCCCUCCCACGUACCGCUAUGAGAGGGGUUCCCGCGACACCUACGUGUGGCACAAACAGAAGCCCACCGGGGUAAGUCUCUCCAAAUCUUCGGACCAGGCGUACAUCGAGUUCGAGAGUGUCGAGGCCAUUGUGAAGACAGCGAGCAGGACCAAGUUCUUCAUCGAGUUCUACUCCACCUGUCUAGAAGAAUUUAAGAAGAGUUUUGAGAACGACUCACAGAGCAGCGACAACAUCAACUUCCUGCGGGUGCAGUGGUCAUCUCGGCAGCUGCCCACGCUCAAGCCGAUCCUCUCAGACAUCGAGUACCUCCAAGAUCAGCACAUCCUCUUGACGGUCAAGUCUUUGGAUGGCUACGAAUCCUACGGUGAAUGUGUCAUCGCUCUCAAAUCCAUGAUUGGCAGCACUGCCCAGCAGUUCCUCACCUACCUGUCGCACCGAGGAGAGGAGACGGGCAACAUCCGGGGGUCCAUGAAGGUCCGCGUCCCGGCCGAGCGGAUGGGCACUCGCGAGCGUCUCUACGAAUGGAUCAGCAUCGACAAGGACGAAACCGGAGCAGCCAAAGGAAAGCUGCCGCCCCCAGCCCCGCGGACCAACCCGGAGCACUCCAAGUCAUUUGGGAAAAAGCAUUCCUGUGGAGAAGCUGCCGGGACGGCUGCCGGCCCCUCCGGAAAGCUCUUGGAGGAUCUUGAGAGGCCCGGGGCCCUGACGGCCGCUCGCCCACCAGCUCCGCAUCGCGGCACCUUCAAAGACGAGGCCUCCCAGGGCAGAGCCAAGCAAGACGCCACCCUGGACACAGAGGGAGCGCCUCUGAAGAACAGCUUCAACAACCCGGCCUACUAUGUGCUGGAGGGGGUCCCACACCAGCUGCUGGUCUCGGAGCUUCCCGCCGUGAGCCUGGCCAAGCCCCCCACCCCCCGGAACAAAGUCCAGAUCACGGUGCCCAUCCACCCGGAACACCGGCGGGCCCAGCAGCCCCCCUCUCGAGCCGAGGAGAGCUCCGAAGAGGAGGACCCGGGCGUCCUCAACCUGCCGCCCCCUGACUUCCCGCCCCCACCACUGCCGAAGUCGGUGGAGUUUGACGUAACGGAUAGUUCCUUAUACACUGCCGUCGGGGGCCGGGGGGAGGAGCCUGGGACAGGCAAGCCCCGCCCCUCCGUGGCCUUCAGUGAGCCUCUGGAGGCCAAGCCCCCCAAGCUGCACCCCAGGGCCACCCCGCCUCUCGGGCCCAGCUUCCUGAUGGAGCCUCCCGGCACACCGCCAGCCCCGGCCGACCUCCUGGACGACCGGUCCUGCUCGGUGCUCCAGAUGGCCAAGACGCUCAGCGAGGUGGACUACCCCAGCGGAGGCAGCCCCGGGCUGGGGCGGGAGCAGCCGAGUCGGCCCCCCGCGCACCCCCUGACCAAAGUGAGGCUGGAACUCCCCCACCGGUGCCUGCACCCGGACUACAGUCGCCCCAUUGCCUUCCCUCCCCGCUCCAUCCGUGAGAGCAUCAAAGAAGACUUGGCAGAAGAGGCUCUGGGCCAGGACGGGCGCAGCAGCUCCAGGCAGAGUGAGUCCAGCGUGGGGGAGUGGCUGCGAGCCAUUGGCAUGGAGAGAUACGAGGAGGGCCUCAUCCACAACGGCUGGGACGCGACACAGGAGUUCCGCAGCGACAUCACUGAAGAGGACCUGGAAGAGGCCGGCGUGGUGGACCCCCUCCACAAACAUCUCCUCCUGGAGACCCUGAGGCUCAGGAAGUAGCUGGGGCCUCCCGUGCCGUCACUCUUGGGCCCCCGUGCCAAGGCUACGGACACGCCUCCUUCCUUGUGGCUUUUAGAGUCCCCUCCCCCUUCCCCCCUAACCCGCCCAGCACAACGUAAGGACGGCUUCCACCGCUUUGGCAUGUGGAAGAGCGCGUCUCCCCCUGGCGGGGAGGAGCAGAUGGUGGAACCUCCUGGAGACAAUCGCAAGGAGCAUCAGCAAGAUCUGAUAACCAAGAGGAGGCCGUUCUAAACACAGUGAGGUUGCCGAAGACACCGUGUAGAUCAGAGGUGUCCAACUCUGGCGCUUCCGAUGCUCAUGGACUACAAGUCCCAUCAGCCCUUGGGGCUGAGCUCAUGAACUACAAGCCCCAUCAGCCCUUGGGACUGAGCUCAUGGACUACAAGUCCCAUCAGCCCUUGGGGCUGGUGGGAAUUGUAGUCCAUGAGCAUCUGAAGCGCCAGAGUUGGACACCCCUGGCAUAGAUACUUCACUGCCCUACACACACACACACACACCCCACACACAGAACAUCUGGCUUCCGGGCAGAGUUGGGGCCCAGGUGAAAGGCCAAGCGUGGUCCAGGCAAAGGUCACCCUGAGUGGCCGAGGCCAAGCAUUUCAGAACGGCAUCCCUCGCCUCCAUCUCCGCUGCUGGUUAAGUUAUUCUUAUUUAUUGCAACAAGGGAAGGAUUCUUGCCCCCCCCACUCCAUUUCAAAGAGCCCCCGCCUCCUCUCCUGCUCAUCCAGGGUCCCGAGACGAGUGCCACCACGCGCUGCUCGGCCGGCGGCCGGGGCUUCCCUUCCAGACUUGGAAGCGCCCUCGUCCUUUGCUGCCCACACACAAGCGGCCCUCUCCUGGGACUUAGGAACGGCAUGCCGCUUGGAUAGACCGAGGCUGAGUGUGUGGGGCCCCCCAAGUGAAACGCGGGGUUGAAGAGGGGCCGGUUGGGAGCCCAAGGACUCUGUUGGGAGCUCUUCGGAGACAUUGGACGUUCCGACACCCGUCGGCCUCCGGGACAGGAGUCGUGGGAACCGAACCUCCGUGGGACGUCCGGAGCGCCUUGCCUCUUAAAGGUCUCCGCCUGCGUGACCAGCUGCGACACGAAACAUUGCUAGUUCCUGCCGAGGAAUCCUUGCUCUGUUUUUUUUGUUUUUACUGCGGCCCUCGGGGGCCCACCAAGUGGCAAUAACAUUUUGCUUCUGUGCCUUCCGCUUCGACGCCUCUGGCCUUAAAUACGACCUCCCUCCCCCUCCAAGGACACCCCCUCGAUACCCCCGUCAACGUCCAAAUUAAGCUCAGGUGGCCCUAAAGGUGCAGACCGAAAGCCCACCAGCCAGGUGAUGUGGGCAGGUCUUCUAGCCACAAAGAGGUUGGUUUGUUUCAUUCCAGGUGUUGGGACAGGUAAGCAAGCAGUGGGAUCCUCCCCAUAAUGCCAUUCCAGCGUGGGCGGGUCUUACAAGAAGACCCUGCCUCCCGAAGCACCAUGGAGCAGCCAAUCACAGGAGGCUGAGCAGGCCAGAGAGGGCGGGGCUACCUGCCAGAGCCUUCGCCAGGAAGAGUUCGCCUCCUGUAUUUUUUUCUACUUUAGAGGUGUGAGCAGAGCCGUAGCGAGGGGGGACUGCGCCUGGGGCAUGUGUGUGCCCUUCGCCCCUGCCACACCCAGGAAUACCCCUGCUGCACACCCCGCACCAGCAUGUGCCUAGGGCAAAUGCCCCACCCUACCCCCUGGGCGCUACGCCACUGGGUGUGAGAUUUAGUUUCCCCGUGCCCCGACCAAGUCAUAAAACUGAGAGUCUGUCCUCUUCUCAUCCCGGUUGGCCAUCCCAGCAUGCAUUUAUGGGCCACGGGGGUGGGGGGGCAGGGGAGGUGAAGAAGGAUGAGGGGAGAAUCCAGGCGAUUCCUCUCCUCUCCCGGCGUCCCUUUCUUGGCAUCCCACAGGUAUCCAUCUGGCCCAACCCCGUUUGCAAACAAUCGUAAAGCUCUGCUUAGGGUGCCAUUUUAUUCUCGGUGGGAGGGAAGCUGCCAAAGUCCGGUUCUGUGUGCGACUCCUGCCCUCUCAGUGGAUGCAAACCGUGUGCCUCGUAGGGAACGUAACAGGCCUUAAGCACAGGAGGGUCGGCAGAGGGCCCGGCUCGGAGGCCCUGUUCAACUCUGCUCAACCCAUAUAUGCACAACCAUCUUGUCACCAAGUGCCUUUGUUUAUAGUAGGGGUGGCCAACUUAGGGUGCUCCAGAUGUUUGUGGACUACAAUUCCCAUCAGUCCCUGCCAGCAUGGCCAAUUGGGAAUUGUAGUCCAUGAACAUCUGGAGCACCCCUGGUUUAUAGCAUCCCAGUAGAUGUUUCGUGUGUGUCGGAAGCUGUGCGAGAGACACGUGUUAUAUUUUUGCACCCUAACGACGAGCUAGUCUCUAGGACUGAAAUGAAGGAUCUCUCUCCCCCGGCCAUUUUUUCCGCUGCAAGAUUGCCAUGAUGCGUGGGGGGGUGGGAGGUGGGGGGGUAGAGCAGAUAACUGGUCUGAGUUGCUGCCUCCCAAUCAUACCCCCCCCCCCGGGGUCUCUUUUUAGUUUGGUGUGAGUUUAAUCCCGACUAAAUCGUUCUUCUGUGUUUAUCUUUUAUGUGUAUGGGCGUGCCUGGUUUCUUUUUUUUUAAUGUUUAAUUUAAUUGUUAUUUGAAACGCUCUUUUUAUGCUUAAAAUUUCACAGGGUCGGGGGGAGAAUUGCCAGUGUCCCCCCCCCACCAAAUGUUCACAUUUCAUGUCUUAGUUUACCACAUCCUGAUCCAAUAAAAGGGCUUGUUUGCAUUUAAAA
Sphaerodactylus townsendi is the source of this 6796-nucleotide messenger RNA. It is a transcript of the gene INPPL1, whose product is annotated as inositol polyphosphate phosphatase like 1. The transcript has 25 exons. Gene Ontology annotation, biological process: phosphatidylinositol dephosphorylation. Bases 1 to 3987 code for a protein of 1328 amino acids. Lineage: Eukaryota; Metazoa; Chordata; Lepidosauria; Squamata; Sphaerodactylidae. Gene Ontology annotation, molecular function: protein binding; phosphatase activity. The record is from RefSeq and is a predicted model, not a curated record.